Epinephelus lanceolatus (giant grouper) is the source of this 2979-nucleotide messenger RNA. Lineage: Eukaryota; Metazoa; Chordata; Actinopteri; Perciformes; Serranidae. The record is from RefSeq and is a predicted model, not a curated record.
UUACAGGGUGGCUGUAUAUAGCUUCCUCUACUUGGCUCCAAUAGAGCUGAAACGAGGCGGAGCUACAACAAGACAGGAAAACAACAAGACUUCAAUGUCCGACUCCUUCAAGGAAACUAAAAGUCAACGGGAGAACUGUAGUUGAGACACAUCUUGCUGUUUGUCUUUGAAGAUAGAAUAUAGGGAACUAAGCUCCCAGAGUCUCUGCACACUGAUAUGGCUGCUGCCAGCAGUUCACUGUCUAAAAAUCGGUUUCUGUGCUCCAUCUGUCUGGAUGUGUUCACUGAUCCAGUCAGCACACCAUGUGGACACAACUUCUGCAAGAAGUGCAUCACUCAACACUGGAAUAUUAAUGUCCCCUAUCAGUGUCCCAACUGUAAAAAGAUUUUCUACACAAGACCUGAGCUGCAGGUCAAUACUUUUGUCUCUGAGAUGGUUUCUCACUUCAGACAGUCAGCUCAACAGAGAGCCAGCAGCUCAGAGCAACAAGCUGCUGAACCAGGAGACGUUCCCUGUGACGUCUGCACUGGACCCAAAGUGAAGGCCCUGAAGUCCUGCCUGGUGUGUCUGGUCUCCUACUGUGAGACUCACCUGGAGCCUCAUCUGACAGCGUCAGGCCUGAAAAGACAUCAGCUGAUUGACCCUGUGGAGAACCUGGAAGGCAGGAUGUGUAUGAAGCACGAUAAACUGCUGGAGCUGUUCUGUAAGACCGACCAGAUGUGUCUGUGCAUGCUCUGCACAGUUUUGGAUCACAAGUCACAUGAUGUUGUUCCUCUAAAAGAAGAAUAUGAAAGAAAAAAGUCCAAGCUUGGGAAGACAGGGGCUGAAAUUCAGCAGAUGAUCAAGGAGAGACGACUCAAGAUUCAAGGGUUCCAACGUUCAGUCAGCAUCAGCAGGAAAAAUGCAGACAGAGAGAUAGCAAACAGCAAUCAUGUCUUCACCGAGCUGAAGGAGGCUAUUGAGAGAAACCAGGCCAAACUUAUUAAGACAGCUGAAGAAAAGCACAGAAUGACAGAGAAACAGGCUGAAGGCUUCAUCAAAGAGCUGGAACAGGAAAUCUCUGAGCUGAAGAAGAGAAGCGAUGAGCUGGAGCAGCUCUCACGCUCAGAAGACCAUCUUAACCUCGUCCAGAAGUUUCCAUCCCUGGAUGCUGCUCCACCCACCAAGAACUGUACACAGGUCAAAAUCUGUCCUCCUUCAUAUGAGGGGACUGUGAGGACAACUGUUGAUCAGUUGGUGGAGAUGUUCAAAAAUGAGAUGAAGAAGCUUCUCACAAAGUUUGAGUUAAAGAUAGUCCAGCAGUAUGCAGUGGACGUCACACUUGAUCCUGAUACAGCAAAUCCCCAACUCAUCCUGUCUGAAGAUGGGAAACAAGUACAUGAUGGUACUGUGUGGAAGGAUCUCCCAGAAACCCCAAAGAGAUUUUCUCAUGGUCUCUGUGUCUUGGGGAAGCAGUUUGUUUCUUCAGGAAAAUUUUACUUUGAGGUUCAGGUGAAAGGGAAAACUAAAUGGGCUUUAGGAGUUGCCAGAGAGUCAGUCAACAGAAAGGGGUUAUUUAGUGUUAGCCUGAAGAAUGGUUACUGGACCAUACGUUUGAAUAAUGAAAAUAUCUACCAUGCUCCUACUGAGUCUUUGGUCCUUCUGUCUCAGAAGUCAAAGCCUGAGAAGGUGGGGGUGUUUGUAGAUUAUGACGAGGGUCUGGUCUCCUUUUAUGAUGUUGAUGCUGCAGCUCUUAUCUACACCUAUACUGGCUGCUCCUUCACUGAAAAACUCCACCCAGUCUUCUCUCCCUUUGCAAAUCAGGAUGGGAAAAACUCUGCCCCUCUGAUCAUCUGUCCUGUCAACUUUACUUAGUGGAAUGACAUGUCAUUCUCUGCACACACACCCCCUUAACAUAUCUUUUAGGUGAGGUGAGGUGAAGUAAAGUAAGGUAGAGUAAGGUAAGAUAGACUUUUAUUAUUACUGAAGAAAAUUUUUGCAAUGUCUGCUUCUCAACGUAACAAAUCCCAUAAUUGAGUAGUACAGUGUUUGUUGUCAAUCCUACAUAGCAGAAUAACCAUUUGAUUCUCUUGAAAAGUAAAAUUCAUGUAGCAAAUCUCCAUAGUUGAUGGUGAUGUACAGUAUGUGCUUGUUUUCUUCAGAUUGUAAUUAUUUGCAAUGAUUUUUGCCUUUUUUUUUUUUUUUUUACACAUCCCAUUGUUGCUUUCUACUGCAACACAGUGAUUUAAAAAAUAAUUGAACUUUUGUGGUAUAACAAUGAAUCUAAGUGGUAUACAUGUCUUUAGAGUCACAGGCCCAGCUUGGGGAUUUUUUAUUUAGCCCAGUUACCAUAUGUUGUUUUCCAUGAUUUUUAUGUAGAUUGAUGUCUAUUUUUGUGUAACUGCCUGCUGGCUCAAACAUCAUUUCCUGUGAUUUUAUAAAAAUGAUUAAAAUUCAAAUUAAAUAGCAGGUGAAUUUGAUGCCUGUAUGUGUUCCUGAAGUUUUCCAAUUUUAACAUUAUUUAUCAUUUAGAAGAGACAGAUAAUGAGAUGAUGACUUUUUUUUAAGUUUUCCUGGCACAGGGAGAAAAAGGGUAACACCCGCAUACUAAUAUGUAUGUAUUUUUUAUUUUAAAAAACAUUUCCAGAGCAGUGUUUUAGAGCCAGUUUAACAGGUAUUUAGGAUUUCUCCUGUUCUUCCUUUAAAUUAAUCCAAUAUGUUAUUGAACACAGGUGGUGUAGACUCAUAUAUGGGAUAAUUGCUUUGGUAUAAUGUUUUAUAUAUUAAGAUAUGUGUGUGUGAUAUUUUCUGGUACGUCUCUGUAUUGCUAUUUUUUUCUAUGUACUUUAUUGAAUUGUUGGUUGUGAGUUUUAUCACCAUGAGAGGUGUUGAUGGUUAACCACACCUGUCAUCAUAGAGCUCAAAGAUUUUGAAGAAUGAUAGAUGAAGAUCUAAGUAGAAUUGAAAUGUUGUCUUGAUUAAACUUUUUUUAGCAUGGAG